UGCACUCUGUGAAUUCUGUUCUCGCAGGAGAAGAUCAAGGCUAGGAUCGGGGGGGUGUCUGGGAGUCGUAUUGCCUACUCUAUUAGUAUUUCUGUAUUACCCUUUUCCUGGUUGACUCUGACCAGGUCAAAUCUGAGGCCUUGCACCCAGUGGGACCCAGUCCCAAUGGAUGUGGCCGAUCUGUCCAUGGGCCCGGCUGUGGGGCUGGGACGUGACAAACACAAUCAGCUAACCUCUCGCCAGCUAGUCCAGUACUACUUAGACCGGAUCCAGACCCUCAAUCCACUCCUCCGCGCAGUGAUCGAGGUCAACCCAGAUGCGCUCGACCAAGCCGAUAACGCCGAUUCGGAGAGGCAAACCGCGCAGCAGCGCCAGCUCUCUGGUUUGCACGGCAUUCCAAUCCUUCUCAAAGACAGUAUUGGUACCAAAGACCGGCUGAACACGACCGCCGGUUCGCUUGCGCUUCUUGGCUCGGUAGUACCGCGAGAUGCUGGAGUUGUUGAGAAGUUGAGGCAGAGUGGGGCUGUGAUUCUGGGCAAAGCUAGCUUGACUGAGUGGGCUAACUUUCGAUCAAGACGUGCUCCGAAUGGUUGGUGCGCUCGUAGCGGGCAAGGCCGGAACCCGUAUGUGCUGACUGCUGAUACCUGCUCGUCCAGCAGUGGCUCAGCUAUCGCAGCAGCAGCAGACUUGGCGACCGUGACACUGGGUACCGAGACCGAUGGCUCAAUCAUAUGCCCAUCGGCCAUGAAUUCAGUGGUUGGAAUCAAACCGACGGUUGGCCUCACCAGCCGCUCCGGUGUCAUUCUCAUCUCUUCUAGACAAGACACCAUUGGACCUAUUUGCCGGACGGUCUCGGACGCUGUGCAUGUUCUGGAUGCAAUCGUUGGGUAUGAUCCAAGAGACGCUGAGGCAACAAGGGAUGCGUCUGGGUACGUGCCUGCCGGUGGGUAUUUGCAGUUUCUCAGAGCUAGUGGGCUGGAGGGCAAGAGACUUGGAAUCCUUCGCAAAGGCUUCUUUGAUGCAUACCCGGAAGGAUCCAUACAAGCGCUGACAUUUGAGCAGCAUUUCACCACUUUGAGGGAAAAAGGAGCAAUCUUGGUGGAUGAUUUGGAAAUAGCAAAUGCUAGUACCGUUGUUGAUUUUAUGAACAAUGGUGAGUUUCUUGUGUUGCCAGCGGAGUUCAAACAGUCUUUGAAUGAGUACCUCUCUGAGUUGAUCUACUCCCCAGUGAGAUCUCUGGCUGACAUUAUAGACUUCAACAACAAACACAAAAGAGAGGAAAGGAUGGAGGAAAUUGGACAGUCGAUCUUGUUGUUGGCUGAGAGUACAAAAGGGAUUGGUCCAGUUGAGGAAAGAGCCAUUGAUAGAAUGAAUCAGUUAUCCAUGCAAGGACUUGAGAAACUUAUGAAAGAGAACAAGUUGGAUGGUAUUGUGACACCAGGUGCAAAGAUUGUUAGUGUUCUGGGCAUUGGUGGAUAUCCUGGGAUCAGUGUUCCUGCAGGCUAUGCAAGUGAUGGUGUUCCUUUUGGGAUUUGCUUUGCUGGUCUCAAGGGAUCAGAACCCACAUUGAUUGAGCUUGCUUAUGCUUUUGAGCAAGCAACCAAUGUCAGAGUUCCCCCUUCUUUUAAGCCAUCCUUCAUGUCAGUUUUGGAUGAUAUUGAUAGCCUCUGAAAUGUUUAUUGUUUCAUCUCUUUUUAAGACAAACACUUGUUUGUUGUCUGUUCUUGAAGCUUGAUGUGUUUGUUGUACUGUUGGUUUUAGUGGGAAAUGUACGGGAAACACUAAUUUGAA
Dioscorea cayenensis subsp. rotundata (Guinea yam) is the source of this 1791-nucleotide messenger RNA. Its product is annotated as probable amidase At4g34880. NCBI's taxonomy places the organism in Eukaryota, Viridiplantae, Streptophyta, Magnoliopsida, Dioscoreales, Dioscoreaceae. The coding region runs from base 166 to 1671 and encodes 501 amino acids. The transcript has 6 exons. The record is from RefSeq and is a predicted model, not a curated record. Gene Ontology annotation, molecular function: zinc ion binding; nucleic acid binding.